AUGUGGCCAUUGCGAUCCGCGAGUCGCCAUACCUUGAUCGUCUUUCUUACCCUGGUCAUUCUUCUCAGCACCAGCCUUCCCAGUGUGGUGCGCUUUUCGAGUGCGUUUCUUCAUAACGUACUCGACAACUUUGUGGACGAAGGUCAAGAAGUCAAUUCAAGCUCUAGCUCAGACAAUUUGCAUGAGCGUUAUAUUACGUCGCAAAAGUCAACACUGCCAACCUUCAAUCCAUAUCUGAAGCCUCUGCUACAGUGCCAGAACCAGUCCAACGAGCGAAGCCAGAUCGUUCUGCCCGCCCGCCACCUCAACAUCUCCUUGCAGCUCGACAACGACGAGACGACAACUGCACAAAACCGCUACUUCAACCCAACGAUCAUCCCUCUGCCCUCUUACGCCGCAUCGCUCACCUCUGCAAGAUACGUCCUGGUUACGCGUCUAGUCACAGCGGGAUUGCACCAGGAAAGCCACGCUUGUCUAGCCUCUUUCUGCCACCCAGGUCCAGAGAACGAUGGUCCCAACAGCACCACGCAACGAGGGCACUUGCCUCCAGACUCAGAAGUAUGCUCAGACUCAGCACUCGCCCAUCUCGGACCCAAUGGUGGUUUUCGAUGCAUCACGCUCCCUCGCCCUGUCAAUAUACCACCGACCCCGUCGCUAAAGUGCUCACCUAAAUGGGCUGCCUUUCCCGACAUACCUGGCUUUCACGAUCCGCGGAUCAUGUGGUCUGGCGAUGGCGAACCACUGAUUAUUGUCAACAGUGGGAGUACGUAUGGGUGUGUCGGAUUGUGGAUGCAAGAUCUCAGGACGUUGAUACCUGAGCUACGAGAUGUGAUGGAGCGACGCAAGCCGGCCGAAUCUCCUGUGGUGCCCGAAGACGGAAAGCUGAAGAAGCGGACUGGCGGUGGAGGAGAGUGGCGUGAGCAGGGCACGCCGUGGUGGAAGAUGCCAGUGCUCAAAUACGAGACCUUGACGGAGCUGACGAGGUGGCAAGGGAGAUCUGAGGUGGAGAAGAACUGGAUCCUCUGGUGGCCUGGCGGAAAUCGGAGAGGGCAGACUUGGGUCAGCUAUGAGAUGUUCGGACAAUGGGAGGAAGACGAGGAGGAUCUACAAAAGCAUGCGAUGCAAAUGGUUGGACUCGGGGGUGACGACAUGGCCCAGCACAAGCUUGACGCCAGCAAUGAUGCCGAGACUGACCAAGUCGCCAACGCCCUACUGCGAGAGGGUUUUUGGUCGUACUGGCCAUCAACGAAUGCAUCGCAGUCCCUGCACGAUGCCUCGACAGACCACUAUCAGCUCGACUCGGAAUCAACGCCGCCGUCAAUGCCUGACACGCCGACUUCCGCAGAAAGCGCGACAGUCCCGACAACCGAGAAAAUCUCCUCGAUCAACACCGUCAGCGUGGUGAGCGAAGCCACCCCUUCCUCUACGGCAGUAGCGCCACAACAACCGAUCAAGCGCUCCGAAGCUUCAGCGGAUGCUGAUGAGCAGCAGCCACCGACAAAUUAUACGUUCCACUCUGGUCGUGCCAUCUCCGAGCUCCUCUACGUAUCUUACAGCACGAUCGCACUCCCCAACGUAACGCACCCGGACGAGCCACCUUGUCUGCUUCCGCCCGAUAUGCUGUCAUCCCUCCAGUCGCAGUCUCAAUCCAGCUCACGCGCAAGAAGAGCAUCAACACACCAAUCAACACCCGCUCUGCGCUUGAUCCUCUGUCCGUCACGAUCCUCAUGUCUAGGCACCGAGCAAGAAUGGCUAGACACGGGAAGAGAAGUGCAUUUCAGCAUUGUGCAUAGAAAGCUACAUCCCGUGAACGCACUGGGACUGGUCGAGAGGGGCGGAUAUGAGAGAUGGGUUGUGAUCUGGGAGGGAAGGAGUCCUGGUAGGAUUGUGGCGACGGGAAAGCAUGCGGUGGUGUUCCAAGGUGAGGUGUUUGAUGAGGGACGAGAUGAGAAGGAGAUGGGCUUUGUGUACACUACGAGUGUUAGUUGGGCGUGGAGGGUGGAAAGCAAUGCUGGCAGAAGUGACAAGGAGGAGGACGAGGACGAAUCUGACUUUGCAUUUCUUGAUGGUGAUAUGCCUCACUUGUCUGGGCUCGGGACAGGCUUCUUGGACGAUGAGGUCAUACUAGGUAUCGGGAUCGACGAUGUGCGGCAGGCGGUGGUGAGAGUCAAGGUGGAGGAGCUCCUUGCUUGCCUGACACUCUGUCCUGGUAUAUCGAUCGACGAUGCAGGAACAGAGGAUGCCUGA
This is a messenger RNA of Cyphellophora attinorum, 2247 nucleotides long. RefSeq lists its product as uncharacterized. The record is from RefSeq and is a predicted model, not a curated record. The transcript has a single exon. Bases 1 to 2247 code for a protein of 748 amino acids. NCBI's taxonomy places the organism in Eukaryota, Fungi, Ascomycota, Eurotiomycetes, Chaetothyriales, Cyphellophoraceae.